AUGCCACCAACACCUCCACGAGCAGCAGAUAGUUAUUACGGGAUUGGACUAAGUGCUGAACAAGAAAUAGAGAAGAGAGAAACAAUAACUAGCAGAGAUAGUCAUGGAGCUGGGGUUGGGCAUUUAACAAAAAACGACGACAUAAAGGAUUGCAAAAGCAACAAUUUGAAUACUGCAAUUGGUCCCUGGAAUCUACGCCGACUAUCAUCCUCGUUGGACUAUUAUGUUAAUUAUAAUAAAAAUUUGUUGUAUACUGUUGAUUUGGAGAAUGCUGACGAAGUUAUAGAUUAUUAUUUUGAGGAUAAUAAUAAUAACGAUAACGACGACGAUUACAUUGAAAAUUUUAAUAAUUACAAGAAGAUUGGUAGUAAUAGUAAAUCAGGUUCGAUAUUUGAUUAUGAAAGUGCGGUAAAAACUCCAAGACAGUUCCGUGCUUUGUCUCGCCUAACGCUUACACAAACUCUACGAAACUGGAAAAUAAAUUUGACAUGUGUCGUAAUCGUCCCUCUAAUAAUGUUAAUAAUCAUGCAAUCCAUAAUUCUCGUGAUCACGCGAACAUCUAACGGUAAUGAUAAUUCAAACCGACAAAAAAUCGUCUUUUGCUCGAAUUCAGCCCAAUUUAUGGAUACAACGUGGGGCAAUAUACCACGUCUAACUCGAACUAAAGACGAAUUGGAUAAAGAGAAAAAUCCCAUUAUAUAUGAUGUUGUUCGACCGUCUAUUCUUAAAGAUCCGUUUGUGAACUUGGAUACGAGUCAGGUUCAAGCACCUCAUGAAUGUGCCAACGUUUUUAUGGGAAAGUCGAAUAAUUAUACCGUGGAAAGUCCGUAUUUUAUAGAUUCCGGUGCUAAUGGUGUUAGUCACAUUUAUCUAGACACAACAUAUUUACCAAAACCUAAAGGUGGAUGGAAGUAUUUUAAUGAUCAAUCGAUUUUUCCUAUAAACGACACAAUCUUGUACAAUAUAUCAGCACAAACCCUUCCCUGGGGAUACUUAGUAACCGAUCAAGGAGUUCAAGAUAUAGACAGCACUCUAUAUGACAAUCCGGCUGAUACAACUCUAAUCACACUGUUGAAUCAAACCACAAUUUUUUAUACAAGGAAGGAAAAUAGUAAUUUUUUGAAAGGAAUUCCGGAUCAAUUUUUCCAAUUACCAAUAGACAAUUCGCCACAGUUAGCUAGUUUAAAGGAUUUUUUGAGUACAUUUUUCUCUGGGGAUGCAUCCACCUAUUAUGUAGACACUGGUAUUUUCAUUCGUUCACCACAUGCAUUAGCUGAGGGAGCUUUGGUCGCCAAUAUUAAUAAGACUUUCGAAAACUUCAAAACAAUGAUUUUAACUAAUACUUCAUUCUCGCUCGACCAAACAACAUUACCACCGCCUCAUGGUAUACUUUAUUUCGACAAUAUCGACGAAAAACAGAGUCAAAUGUCGUAUACGUUACAGUAUGGUAAUAUACCAAUAGCGCUUCAACUCCUUGCAACCGAACUACCAUACGUAUUAAAUAUUACGGAUAAGAAUAGCACAGAACUUACCAUAGAUACAUUUAUCCAGCUGUUUUCUAAGUAUCCGAGUGCCGGAUUUCGUCGGUUAAUUGCUGUCAAUCAGUUGUCGAAUGCUUUAGGAGCAGGAAAACUAGAGAUUGUUCAUAAGUUACGGGCAAUGCCUCGACAAUUCUCGGUCACAGAAAACGAUCGAGAUAAUUCUGCGAUAGUUGGGUCUGCGUUUUAUACAUACAAUAUCAUAUUUGAUGGAUCUUCUCCUCCACGUAUCUGGUACAUACAUCCUUCGUUCGCAUUCUAUGAAGGAAUACGAAGAAUCACAGAUACCGCGUCGUUGAUUAAUAAUUUACGGCCAUACGAAUUAUUUUCACUUCAGGCAGACGAUGAAUUAUUCGUGAUCAUGACGGUUUUGAUCAGUGAAGCUUUCUUGAUGAUCAUUUUGAGUUUAUACUUUCAGUUAGUGUUACCAAGUGAAUAUGGAAUACAAAAAGGCUACUUUUUCUUCAUCACUGAGCCAUUCAAGAAAUAUAUUCUGAAUCAAAAAAAUAAUGAUACAAACAUACAUGAUCCGACGCAAACUAUUAUGUUGGCGCAGGCAUUAGGUGAAACGAUGGGAGAUGAUGACGUAAAGGCAGAAAGAUUACGCGUGCUAAGUGGAAACUAUCCCGUCGAAUCCACUAACCUUGUAGUGAAAGAGCUGGUAAAAGUUUAUCCGGAUGGCAAGUUAGCUGUUGAUAAUCUUACGUUUGCCGUUGAGAAAAACGUAGUUUUUGGGUUACUUGGACCGAAUGGUGCCGGGAAAACUAGCACUAUGCAUAUUUUGACAGGGCUCUAUCCGCUGACUUCAGGUUCGGUAUAUAUCGACGGAACUGAUAUUAGAUCAGACGUGGAAAAAAUUUAUACGAAAAUCGGCGUUUGUCCACAGUUUGACUUAUUAUGGCCAGACUUAACAAUCGAAGAACAUUUACUAUUUUACGCACGAUUACGAGGUGUCGACCCACGUUUGGAAACCGAGGCCAUUAAUCACACAUUGAAACUUGUCGAAUUGACCGAAUUCAAAUAUAGACUUGUUCGAGGAUUAAGCGGUGGAGAGAAACGACGGCUGUCAAUUGCUAUCGCGUUGACUGGCGAUAGUAAAGUAGUAUUCCUUGAUGAACCGACAACUGGUCUAGAUCCGGAUGUUCGUCGUACCAUUUGGAGCAUUAUCGCAAAUGCAAAACAAGGAAAAACGAUAAUUUUGACAACGCAUUCGAUGGAAGAAGCAGAUGCGUUAUGCGAUAGACUUGGCAUUAUGGCUGCUGGACAUUUACGAUGUCUCGGAUCUCCGUUACACCUAAAACAAAAACAUGGAACAGGCUAUCAAAUUUCCUUCAAUGUGGUCGCAACCGCUAGUCUCGACCACGCAUGCGACCAAAUAAUCGCCCUUCUUCCCUACCCACAUAAUCAAAUCGAGAAAUUUGACACGAUGGCCACAUACCAAUUUGGUGCACAGCAAGGGACUCUCGCAACGCUUUUCAAAGAGAUUGAACAAAAUAAGGUCAAUUGGGGAAUUCAGGAUUAUUCGAUUACACAGAGCUCAUUAGAGGAUGUGUUUUUACGGGUUGUUAAAGCUGCUGAAGAACGGUCGUUUUUUGAGUAA
Messenger RNA from Ambispora leptoticha, 3138 nucleotides. The record is from the annotation of a GenBank genome assembly. NCBI's taxonomy places the organism in Eukaryota, Fungi, Glomeromycota, Glomeromycetes, Archaeosporales, Ambisporaceae.